UGGCGGCGGGUGCGUGAGCGGGGCGGUCGGGGAGGCCCGGCGGGAGCGCGGCCGCCGCCGCCAUGAAGGGCAAGGAGCGCUCGCCCGCCAAGGCCAAGCGCUCCCGGGGCGGCGAGGACUCGGCGUCCUCCUCCUCCUCCUCGCGCGGCAGCAAGAAGCCGAGCGGCUCGUCCGGCGGAGGCUCCAACGGCGGGAAAGCGGCGGCGGCGUCCGGCGAGAGCAACAGCGGGAGCGGCCGGCGCGGCGCCCACGCGGACAAGGGCGGCCGCGCCGGCAGCCGCGAGUACGAGACCGGUUCGGCGGCGGCCGCGGGCGGCGGGGGCCGGCACGGCUACAGCGGUAAAUCCACGGAGGCGUCGCGAAGCAGCAGCAGCCGCGGCGGUGAAUCGCGAGCGGCCGCCGCCGCCUCCUCCUCCUCCUCCUCGUCGGAGCCGGGCGGCGGCGAGUACAAGACGCUGAAGAUCAGCGAGCUGGGCUCGGCGCUGAGCGACGAGGCGGUGGAGGACGGGCUUUUCCACGAGUUCAAGCGCUUCGGCGACGUGAGCGUCAAGAUCAGCCGGCUCCCGCCCGGCGCGGGCGCCGCCGACGAGCGCGUGGCCUUCGUCAACUUCCGCCGGCCCGAGGACGCGCGCGCCGCCAAGCACGCCCGCGGCCGCCUCGUGCUCUACGACCGCCCGCUGAAGAUCGAGGCCGUCUAUGUCGGCGGAGGCGGCGGCCGCCGGCGCAGCAGCCGCUCCCCGGCGCUGCUGGACAAGGAGUCUCCCUACGGCGCGGCGGCGGUCGGGGCGGUGGCGGCCGCCGUGCGGCACCCGCCGGCCGGGGCUGCGCAGCGGGCGCUGUCCCCCGCGGGCAGCGGCGGAGCUUUGGGGUACCGGGACUACCGGCUGCAGCAGCUCGCCCUGGGCCGGCUCCCGCCGCCGCCGCUGCCGAGGGAGCUGGAGAGGGAGCGGGACUAUGGCGGCUUCUACGAGGCGCGGGUGCGGCCGGCCUACGGGCUGGAGCGCGUGGCCGGCGUGGCGGCGGCCGGGGGAUUCCGUGGAGGAGGAGGUGCCGGAGCGGCCACUGAGGAGGAGAUCAGCCCUGAGGAUGACCAGAGAGCCAACCGCACGCUGUUCCUGGGCAACCUGGACAUCACCGUGAGCGAGUCGGACUUGCGGCGAGCGUUCGACCGUUUUGGGGUCAUCACUGAGGUGGACAUCAAGAGGCCGGGGCGUGGGCAGACCAGCACCUAUGGGUUUCUUAAGUUUGAGAAUCUGGACAUGGCGCACCGGGCCAAGUUGGCCAUGUCAGGGAAGGUGCUGCUGCGCAACCCCAUCAAGAUCGGGUACGGGAAAGCCACCCCGACCACCCGGCUCUGGGUGGGCGGCCUGGGGCCCUGGGUGCCCCUGGCCGCCCUGGCCAGGGAGUUUGAUCGGUUUGGCACCAUCCGCACGAUCGAUUACCGCAAAGGGGAUUCCUGGGCCUAUAUCCAGUACGAGAGCCUGGACGCGGCGCAGGCAGCCUGCACCCACAUGCGGGGGUUCCCCCUGGGGGGGCCGGAUCGCCGGCUCCGCGUAGACUUUGCCGACACGGAGCAUCGGUACCAGCAGCCCUACCUGCAGCCCCUGCCCUUGCCGCCCCCGGCUCAUUACGAGCUUGUGGCGGAGGCGGCUGCUUUUGGGGCUCACCGGGGAGCCCCCCCCGACCCUCUCCGGGGGGCCCGGGACAGGACGCCACCGUUGCUCUAUAGAGACCGUGACAGAGACCUUUAUCCUGAGACAGAGUGGGUGCCCCCGCCGCCCCCUGUGCGGGACCGGAGUAAUCGGGCAGCUGCCUAUGACCCACUGGAAAGCCUGGAGCGCCGCCGGGAUGGGUGGUCCUUGGAGCGGGACCGCGGGGAGAGGGAGCUGGGCAGUAGCAGUAGGGAUCAGCCUAGGAAACGGAGACUGGCGGAGGAUGGAGGCCGGCACUUGGACCGUUCCCCUGACAGCGAGCGCUCCUCUUCCUCCCGAAAGCGCCACUGCUUGGCCACAACCUCUCCCCCGGACCGCAGCCCCGAGCUGCUCGGAGGCCGGGAGCGUUACAGUAGUGACCCUGAGCGCUCAUCCCGCUUGCUCCUCUUGGAGCGACCUUCCCCCGUCCGGGAGUCCCGUCGGGGCAGCCUGGAGCGGGGGCAGAACGAAAAGCGCGACCGCAAGAAUUCCGCAGAGCGGGAGCGCAAGCAUCGCGCCGCCGCUGCCGCCCAGGAGUGCAAAAGUCCGGCCAAAAAGGACGAGCGGGCGGCGGAGGGAGGUGGCGGAGGCUCCCGGCUCAAACCUCCUCCCCAGAAACAGCAGCAGGAUGGGGCAGCGCAGGCCGGGGCAGCGCCCAAACUGUGCCUGGCUUGGCAGGGGAUGCUCCUGCUGAAGAACAGCAACUUCCCGUCCAACAUGCACCUGCUCCAGGGGGACCUCGGAGUCGCCAGCAGCCUCCUCGUGGAGGGAGCGACUGGGGGGAAAGUGGCUCAGCUCAAGAUCACCCAACGUCUCCGUCUGGACCAGCCCAAGUUGGACGAGGUCAACCGGCGCAUCAAGGUGGCGGGUCCCAAUGGAUACGCCAUCCUUCUGGCCGUGCCCGGCGCCUCAGACAACCGCUCCGCAGCCGGAGCUGCCGAGGCCGCCACCACCUCCACGCAGAGGCCGCUCAGGAAUCUGGUGUCCUACCUAAAGCAAAAGCAGGCUGCUGGGGUGAUCAGCCUCCCUGUGGGGGGGAACAAAGACAAGGAGAACAGCGGGGUCCUGCACGCCUUUCCGCCCUGCGACUUCUCCCAGCAGUUCCUGGACUCCACGGCCAAGGCGUUGGCCAAAUCAGAGGACGACUAUCUGGUCAUGAUCAUUGUCCGUGGGGCAUCCUAAGGCCCUCGUGUUCUGUUCCCAACCCUGCCUACUCCUCCAUGCAGCCCCUCCAGCGUGUGCCAGCAAGUCCCAAGAGCUCGUCCUCGGGAGAGCUCCAAACCGAACAGACCAGAUUUAAAGCACUCAGUGGAGAUGGAAAUCCAUACUUUAAUUACAGACUGGUGUCACCUCCUCUUUUGAGUCCUUGAAAUUCCGUGUGGGCCUCAGGCCAGCGGCCCUUGGGCCCGUGGGAUCCCUUCCCUCGGGAGCCGCAGUGGUUUCCCCGUUGAGUCGCGUGGCUCAAGGUCGACGUUUUUCAGCAAAUCUGGUGGACUGCAGAAGACAACCGCAUGGGAUACCAAGCUCUAAUGGACCUUUGGGAAGAGAAGCUGUGGCUUAUGUGGAAUUUACAUGGGCCUCCUGGUGGAAGAAAGCUUAUCUGUUUAGUAUUUGUGCAUUUUACUAAAAUGGCAGCUUUAAAAAAAAAAAAAAGUUGUGUAUCUGCUAUUGUGAUGCCAAUGCCCGUGUUUUAAGUGGAAAAAAAAAUGACCUCUUUGCUUUGUGCUGUGUACACAAGAUUGCUGGAAAAGUAAAGGAAUACCCUUUUUAUGGCUCACACAGCUUAAAAGUAGCUGUCACUCAAACAUGCGCUCACAGUUGAGCUGAUUUUGUUUCAUUCUAAAUAAAUUGUUUCUUUUGAGGAAAAUGGUUUUUCUGCCUGGAAGUGAAUUGACGACAAACGUUUGGCCCCUGUGUUGGCAGCAGAGGGGUUCCUGCUGCUGCUGCCCAAUUGAGCUGAUAGUUGUGGGUCUUGAGCAAGAAGCAGGGAGAGCACCGACACUUUGCGUUGAUCGACCUGUGGUACCAGUCAGAAGAAUUGUAUCUGAUGGCCUUGCUGUGGCCCCCGUGUUUGCAGUGAAAAAGGGGUCACUUGCUGCGUUUCUCCUCAGCGGGACGGGGCAGCGGUGCUGCUGCUGGCAUGCAAGAAGCAGGGAAGCACCACCCUGCGCCUCGGAACGGUGGCCAAGUCUGGGGCUUCGCUGGUUGGAAGAGCCGGAGUUCCUGAAUUUUAAGUUUCUGAUUUAUUUUGUUCACCCAACAUGUUUGCCUUUAGUUUUGAUUCUUGGUUUUUUUUUUUUUUAAUUUUGAAGAAAAAAAGUUUUGAAAUUGCUUUGAAUCUUGCACGUAAAACCUUUGCACCAAAAUUGCCAAAAGAAAAAGAGAAAUGAGUCCUUAAAAGUGUUUAAAUGCUGUUAAUAAAGCCUUUCCUGCCGUACGCGAGGCGCUCCUCCAUCUCCAGGGGCUUUUCAGCAGUUGUGGGUUUAGUGCUGAAUGGAUGAAGAGUUCCUGAGAGCUGGAGGCGGUAAUUUAAACCUUUGCGUGGUGUCUCAGUGCCUUAUUUUGACCGGUUUUGAAGCCAUUGGUUCCACACGCCUCGGAUGUGCAUGUGCCCUGCUCGCGUCCCGGCCCCGCCGCGCGCUCCGUGCAGUCG
Molecule: messenger RNA, 4344 nt
Organism: Vidua macroura (Pin-tailed whydah)
Lineage: Eukaryota; Metazoa; Chordata; Aves; Passeriformes; Viduidae
Gene: RBM15
Product: RNA binding motif protein 15
Exons: 3
Coding region: 63-2873 (936 amino acids)
Biological process (GO): regulation of alternative mRNA splicing, via spliceosome
Cellular component (GO): nucleus
Molecular function (GO): mRNA binding
Source: RefSeq, a predicted model, not a curated record